Messenger RNA from Parus major (Great Tit), 3378 nucleotides. It is a transcript of the gene AARS2, whose product is annotated as alanyl-tRNA synthetase 2, mitochondrial. Gene Ontology annotation, biological process: alanyl-tRNA aminoacylation; tRNA modification. Gene Ontology annotation, molecular function: nucleic acid binding; alanine-tRNA ligase activity; aminoacyl-tRNA deacylase activity. Bases 16 to 3024 code for a protein of 1002 amino acids. Gene Ontology annotation, cellular component: cytoplasm; mitochondrion. NCBI's taxonomy places the organism in Eukaryota, Metazoa, Chordata, Aves, Passeriformes, Paridae. The record is from RefSeq and is a predicted model, not a curated record. The transcript has 23 exons.
CCGCCGUGGGGCGCCAUGGCUGCGGCCGCCCGGCUGAGGCGGCGGCUGCUGCUGGCGGUGCCGUGCCGCUGGCGCUGUAGCUUCCGCCGCGGUAGUGCCGCCUGCCCGUCGGCGGGGCAGAUCCGCGCCGCCUUCCUGCGUUUCUUCGAAGAGCGCCACGGCCACCGCCGCCUGCCCUCGGCCCCCGUGCGGCCCCGCGGCGACCCGCGCCUCCUCUUCGUCAACGCAGGCAUGAACCAGUUCAAGCCCGUUUUCCUGGGCACGGUGCACCCCCGGAGCGAGCUAGCCCAGCACAGGCGGGUGGUGAACAGCCAGAAGUGUGUGCGUGCGGGAGGGAAGCACAACGAUCUGGAGGAUGUGGGCCGAGAUACUUACCAUCACACAUUCUUCGAGAUGCUGGGCAAUUGGUCCUUCGGGGAUUACUUUAAGGAGGAGGCAUGUAGCAUGGCAUGGGAGCUCUUGACAGAGGUCUAUGAGAUCCCCAAAGAUCAUCUCUACGUCACCUAUUUUGGUGGAGACCCCUCCCUGGGGCUGAGCGCAGAUGAGGAGUGCAGGGAUGUGUGGCUUCGCCUGGGGGUUCCUGCCAGUCACGUGCUUCCUUUCCCACUGAAGGAUAACUUCUGGGAGAUGGGGGACACAGGUCCCUGUGGUCCCUGCACAGAGAUCCACUACGACCAUGUGGGUGGUGGCAGAAAUGCUGCAGCACUGGUGAACCAGGGCAGCCCUGAUGUAGUGGAGAUCUGGAACUUGGUCUUCAUGCAGUACAGCAGAGAGGUUGAGGGGAAUCUCCUUCCCUUGCCACAGCACCAUGUGGAUACAGGAAUGGGUCUGGAAAGGCUGGUGACAGUUCUGCAGAACAAACGCUCCAACUAUGACACAGAUCUCUUCACUCCCAUCUUGGAUGCCAUUCACAAGGGCUGCAGGGCACCCAGAUACCAGGGUUUGAUCGGGGAUGCUGAUGUUGGGCGUGUGAACAUGGCCUACCGCGUGGUGGCAGAUCACGUGCGCACCUUGUGCAUCUGCAUCACUGAUGGCAUUUACCCAGGCUUCUCUGGAGCAGAAUUGGUGCUGCGUCGGAUCCUGCGCAGGGCUGUACGCUUUUGCUCCGAAAUUCUACAGGCUCCACCUGGGCUCCUGGCCUCCCUGGUGCCUACUGUAGUGGAAGUGCUGGGAGAUGCUUAUCCAGAGCUGACAAGGAAUGCUAACCAGAUCAAGGAUAUCAUCAAUGAGAAUGAGGCCACGUUUCUGUCCUCCCUGGAGCGUGGGAGGCGCAUCAUUGAGCGGACAGUGCAGCAGAUGGAGCCCUCCACAAAUUUUCCAGCUGAAGUAGCCUGGUCUCUCUAUGGGAGUUUGGGAUUCCCUCUAGAUCUGAUUGACUUGAUGCUUGAAGAGAAGGGAAUCAGUUUGGAUUCCACUGCUUUUAACGAACUUGCUCUGGAAGAUGCGAAGCGGAAGGCUGGUGGCCCACAGGCAGAACAGCCAGGGAACACAAACACCCACCUGGAUGUGCAUUCGCUGGCUUGGCUGCAGAGCAGCAAUGUGCCUGCUACUGAUGACUCUCCGAAGUACGCCUACACACUGGGGCAGCAUGGGCAGUAUGAAUUCAGUCCGUGCCAGGCCACUGUCCUGAUGCUGUACAGAGGUCAGUCUCUCCAUGAGGAGGUUGGGGCAGGGCAGCGCUGUGGUGUCAUCUUGGACAGGACUAACUUCUAUGCAGAGCAGGGAGGGCAAGACUCUGACCAAGGCUACAUGAUACCUUUAGGACAGCAGGAUGUACUCUUCCCUGUAGAGUCAGUUCAUCUCUGUGGUGGCUAUGUGAUCCAUGAGGUCACUGCUGUGGAAACCCUGCGUGCUGGCGACCAGAUGCAGCUCUUUGUAGAUGAGGUGCAGCGCCUGGCCUGCAUGACAAACCACACCGCCACUCACCUGCUGAACUUUGCACUCCGACGUGUCCUGGGUGACAGCACCGAGCAGCGGGGCUCCCAUGUGACAGCAGAGCGGCUGCGCUUUGACUUUGAUACCAAGGGCCAUGUGACUGUGGAGCAGCUACAGCAAGUAGAGCAAGUGGUCCAGGAUCUGAUCCAAAAAAAUGAGGUGGUGCAUAUGGCUGAAGUCCCCCUCACACUGGCAAGAAGAGUUCAGGGACUUCGUGCAGUGGAUGAGGGGUAUCCUGAUCCAGUGAGGAUAGUGUCCCUGGGUGUCCCUGUGGAGAAUGUGCUGACCUGUGACUCCAAGGCUGCAGUGCAGACCUCUGUGGAGCUCUGCUGUGGGACUCUGAAACCAACCUGGAAGCCACAGAGCACCAGCAGAGUAUGGGAAAGGCACCUUCUCCAAACAGGAUCUGUGGAAGAUCUGGCCAUCAUCAGUGAACGUCAGCUUGUCAAAGGGAUUAGCCGUGUCAUUGCAGUGACAGGGGAACGAGCCAAAGAGGCCCGGGAAGUAGGCCAGUGCUUGGCUAUGGAAGUGGACUCUGUCUCCCUACGAAUGAAGCAGAGGAUCACCUCUAUUCCUGAGAUGCAGAACCUCUCCAAAGAAGUGGGCCAGUUGACCAAAGUGGUGGCCAGUGCUGCAAUGCCCCAGUGGCAAAGAAAAGAACUACAGACUAUCCUGAAAGUACUACAGCGAACAGCCAACACAGCUGUCAAGAAACUGGAGCUGCAGCAGGCUGAGAAGGUGGCACAAAUCUUGCUAGCAAAAUACUGCAACCAGCCUGUCAUCAUUGAUACUGUCCCAGUUGAUUCCCUCUCUAUCCUAAUGAAAGUAGUGAACCAGCUGUGUGACAAGUCUCCUGGCACAUCAGUCUUGCUGCUCAGCCCUCAAGCUUCGGGUGAGGUGCUCUGUGCCUGUCAGGUGUCCAAGAACUGCCUUCCUGUGUUCUCUGCUGCUGACUGGGCUGUGGCUGUCUGUACAAAGAUGGAAGGGAAAGCAGGAGGCUCUCCCAUCGUAGCUAAGGGCAGUGGAAAUGCCAAAGGCAUGCAGGGAGCCCUGACUACUGCGCUGGAGUUUGCUCAGAGCAAACUGUGAUGCUUAAUGCCAGAACAGCUGUAUGCACCCAGCUGGACACUUGAUACCAAGCAUAUACUCUGCUCAUCUGAAAGGAUUAGCAGCUGAACAUUGCUGCAACCACUGCCUUGGAGCACUUGAAGCACAUGACUUCUGACCAUCCAGGAUCAGCAGAGACCCUGCUGACAGAAUGAUGCUGCCUGUAUACAGCAUGAGCAUAUGGGGAUGGAGCCUUGGAAAGCAACAGCAGAUCCUGCUUCUCAUGGAACAGUGCAGAUCUUGCCACAAGACCAGCACAGAGAUUUUGUGAGAAUAUGGGGAGUUGGCACUGUUACUUUAAAGCCAUUAAAGGGUAGAGAGUGUCCAAUAACUUGA